AUGAAGGGUGAUCUGCGGCGUCAGAUUAAGUUAGGCGUCAACGUGGCCAAGAUAGCGGUACAAAGGCUGGUAUCUGAGAUCGCUAAAGGUACGGGACCAACGGAUGAGAUCAGGGCCAAUAAUCAGGCCCUGGAAAGGGAAGUCGUCAAGCUCCGACGAGAGGUGGAUACUCUACGUCGAGAGAGAGAGAGAGAGACAAUGAGAGGACAGAUUAAGGCACUACAAGGUACUGUACAAGACCUGAAGGACAGGGACAGGAAGCGAGGCCGCGGCAGGAGCUAUGUCCUCUCCUCGGAUGAGGAAGCCCGUGACUCAGGCUCGCCAAUCAGAACCAGGGGACGAAAUAGAGAGGAACGUCCUGCGCGGAAUAGAGACACGGAUAUAGACGAAGCGGAGAGUCUCCCCCCGGCGUAUAGACCGACGAUUGGAGUUCGCAAAAGACUGGAGGACAGGCCCCCUCGUUUAACGACGGUAAAUGAGAGGAGCGAUAUAGUAACGGAAGAAACAAGACAAUCUGCCUUGAGGAAACGCGGGGACGCGCACAUGGAAGGGACAGGAAAUAGGCCGAUGAGCGACAACCGGGGAGCGGAGCCUAGGGGCGACCGGGACCUGGGAAGCCCGCUGCCUCCGAUGGACUAUCCGGCCGAGGGCGAGGCAUAG
Molecule: messenger RNA, 660 nt
Organism: Trachymyrmex cornetzi
Lineage: Eukaryota; Metazoa; Arthropoda; Insecta; Hymenoptera; Formicidae
Product: RNA-binding protein 25-like
Exons: 1
Coding region: 1-660 (219 amino acids)
Source: RefSeq, a predicted model, not a curated record